Molecule: messenger RNA, 1578 nt
Organism: Heterotrigona itama
Lineage: Eukaryota; Metazoa; Arthropoda; Insecta; Hymenoptera; Apidae
Source: the annotation of a GenBank genome assembly
AUGAAAUCGAAAGACGAACGUGACAGUGACUGCAGAAUCUUUCCUCCGGCUGUCGAAUUAAAUGUACAAACAAACACAAUUGUACUUGAAAUAAGUUAUCACUCAACACGGCCAAAUAUAAUAUCAAGAUCAGACUGGGCGGCCAGAAGACCAAGCUCAGUUCGAAAUCUUGCGCAAGAUCCUGCCCCAUUUGUUCUAAUUCAUCAUUCAGACAGCGAUAGCUGCACCACUCAAGCGAUUUGCCAAGCGAAAAAUUAUCACAUGGAUAAUAAAAGUUGGGAAGACAUAGGUUACAACUUCUUGAUCGGAGAGGAUGGAAACAUUUACGAAGGAAGAGGAUGGAGCAAACACGGCUCACAUUCGAGACCAUACAACUCGAAGAGCAUUGGAAUUUGCAUGAUUGGCAAUUUUAAUCAUCACAAUCCAAAUGCAGCAGCGAUAAAAGCAGUUCAGGAUUUGAUCGAAUACGGCGUGUCUCUUGGAAAGAUACAAGAGAACUACAAGUUGUUUGGCCAUCGACAAACAACGCAAACCACCUGUCCAGGUGACAGUCUCUAUCAAUUGAUUCAAACGUGGCCUCACUGGUCUGUACCUCGAGUGGAAUUUUCCGUAAGAAUUUUGCAUUUAAUUCUGGGAUACAUAAUUUUGUCCCGUAUGGUAUCCCUGAGUCGAGGUCCAUGGAGACCGUCACAAAUUCCGCACGUUCAUCAAGAUAAUCCUACAGCAAAAUGUGCAAUAAAUAACAGAGAAUUGAUACAUUCGAGUGUUUUAUUGAAAACGUACCUGCAGAGUCCGUAAUUUCUUCGUUCUAGCAUCCAAAUAGUCGGAUUCGUUGUCACUGUCAAAAACGGGAUAAUAAGCAGCCAGAGUCACGUUGUAAUGAACACGACCGCUACAACUGAGUUCAGGCCUACUUGUAUCUAUUUCUGGUAUAUAAUUAGUUAUUUUGAAAAGAACAUAUAUACAAAUGCAAAUGAAAAUGCAGAUAUAGAAAUUUGUUGCUGUAUAAUUACCGAUUGCAGAAAUGAACGAAAUAAAAGACACCACACAUGAAAAUAUUAACGUUCGUUUCUCCAUUACGUUAAUCAUUAUUUUACGCCGCAAGAUCGAUCACUUAGCAGGCCAACUGUCGUACUGACCAACUUUCUUGCUUCAAUUUACAAAAUAUACCGUGUCAGCCGAAUGUGUCAGUCAAUCAUUGGAAUUUGUCAAUCUUUCAGAAAUCAAAGGCAAAUACGUCGAUUAAUGUCGUCGAUUUAAAGCUCGCGCAACUUUGUACGAAAUUGAAAAAUUGUUAAAAUUCUACUUACGACCCUUGCAGUUAUAAUAUAAAAAUACAGCUUUUGGUUGGAAAAUUGAAUGACUAUUUCAAAUCAGCCAUGAAGCAACCAUAAUGAAAUGUAAGAAGAAAAUUAAUUUUCAAAUCUUACGAUAAAUAUAUUUCUUAUAUAUUCUAGAGCAAAUGAUAAAUUAUCCAUGUGUGAAUCUAUACAUUUCUUCUUUCAGUAUCUUUGCCUCUUCAAGAAAUUAUUAUUUUUUUUUUUUUUUGACCGAGAUAUAUUUCUUUUUAGAUCUUAG